AGCCCAAUUAGGCACGCGAUGGAGGCCCCGAGAGAGAGAGAGAGAGAGAGAGAGAGAGAGAGAGAGAUUUCUCGCACUUCGAGGUAGUGAGGAGAUGGAGAAUCUCUGAUCAGGAGUUCUAGCCUUUGGAAGGGCGUUGGAUUUGGACCGAAUCGAGGGAGGGAUUCGUUCCGUCUUGGUCGGAGUGCGGUUUCUGAGGCCUAGGGCAUGAGAGGAUGUGUCUGGCGGUUGCGGUGAAAGCGGACGCGGGCGAGGAAGGGGCGACGACGGUCGCCUGCUCGAUCUGCCUCGAGACCGUGACGAGUGACGGAGAUCGGUCCACGGCCAGGCUGCAAUGCGGACACCAAUUCCACCUAGACUGUAUCGGCUCUGCAUUUAAUGCUAAGGGGGUUAUGCAAUGCCCAAAUUGUCGAAAAGUCGAGAAUGGCAAUUGGCUCUUUGCAAGCAGUUCACAGCCAUUGCCAGAGCUGAACAUGGGUGACUGGGCACAUGAUGAAGACCUCUAUGAUCUCAGUUAUUCAGAAAUGCUGCAUAUGUGGAGGUGGUCCUUGGACUGCAGCGCACAAGCCAUAUGCAAUCUUUUUAUGUGCUGGGCCGCAUGUCCGGGCGGCCACCCAUUUGGACUUCAUUGGUGCCCAUUUAGUAGAUUAACACGGGUUCUAUCAUCAUUUGAGGAAAGGGAAUCUUCUCCACCUAUUGCUUUCCAAGAUCUUUUGGGACAUCAUGCCUUCUUUACGGAGCAUCUGGCUACUUCAGCGGCAGCUUAUCCAGGCCCACAUGUGGCUUACUUGCAGCCACUGCGACCGUCAUCUUCCUCAAAUUCCGAUGUUACCGCUGAAAAUCCUAUUGGUGGUUCUGGAUAUCACCAUCACUGGAGUCAUAUUCCUAGGCCAGUGGAUGUCCAGACUGCUCACACAUUAGCGCCCACUGAUCUUCAGUAUCAUGGUUGGGAACACCAUUCUCGAUCAUAUUCGCCUCCUAACAACAAUAUCAGUAGUGCUGAUCAGGCUUCCGCUUCUACAAUGAUGAGAACUGCAAGGCUUGAUUCUGAUGGUCUACUGAGGGCAGGGACUCUUGUCCCCUUUAUUCUUGGGAACGGAUCUGCUUCUAGAACCAGAGUCACCAGUUCUUUUGUUCCCCCGCUGGUUCCCCAAUAUCAGAGAGUUCGUGGCAUUGUUCAUGAUCAUCAAAAUUCCCAAAGCAUACAUGGAACCAUAUUUGCAGGUAUACAGCGUUCAGGAGGUUUGAGGGGUUUGGCUACCUUAGGGCCAACACCGCGCUCUCUGCCAGAUCAUGCUGGCUUUUACCUGCUCCCUUCUGCCGGUCCAUCAGGUCAAAAUCUAAUGGAUGCCGAGAACCCUGCAGGAAACCAUUUCUAUGCAUCAUGGGAAAGGGACCGAUUUGCUCCAUAUCAGUUGUUUCCUGUUGACAGGGAAUCAGGUUGGUGGGGAUCCUAUCCACAAUCUACUGGUGUGUCAGAUUCUAGUCACAGGGUUGGUCUGUGGCCCCUAACAGGAUCCGAGAGGUCAUCAUCACGAGGCUGGUCAGAGAGCCUGUCUUACCAGCCUACACAUGUUGCUCGCAUGCAUUGGCCAAAUUCAUGACAUGUUGCAGAAGCAAUGUUGUAAAAUGAAAUGACUUUUACAUAUGGCUUGGUUGCCUCUUAGAACUGAGACCGAAAACAAUCUUUUGGGAGUAAUCCAGCUGAAAGCUUGUUUAUAGCUUUGUAGGGGCCAUAAUAUAAUUUAUGCUUGGAAACUACUGGGAUGAUUUUGGGAGACAGACAGAUUUCAAUUACUUCUGCUGAAUCUAUCCCAGUGAGAAAAAUCGAGAACAUCAUCCAAAAAUCCCAUUGUCUAAAAAUAAAAGGGAAACAUUUUGCUUUUCAA
Phoenix dactylifera (date palm) is the source of this 1889-nucleotide messenger RNA. Its product is annotated as E3 ubiquitin-protein ligase IPI1-like. The record is from RefSeq and is a predicted model, not a curated record. NCBI's taxonomy places the organism in Eukaryota, Viridiplantae, Streptophyta, Magnoliopsida, Arecales, Arecaceae. Gene Ontology annotation, molecular function: ubiquitin-protein transferase activity.